Molecule: messenger RNA, 540 nt
Organism: Histoplasma capsulatum G186AR
Lineage: Eukaryota; Fungi; Ascomycota; Eurotiomycetes; Onygenales; Ajellomycetaceae
Exons: 2
Coding region: 1-540 (179 amino acids)
Source: RefSeq, a predicted model, not a curated record
AUGCAGCCAAGCUCCAGGGAAGAUUCCUGGUGGAUAUAUCUUGCUACUUUUGGAAUUCUCGUGCAUGUACAUGUACUUGGUGCAUUUGGAAUCUCCAGUCCAGAAAGUAACAAGGCAGUCAAUGUGCUGCCCUGCUCAUAUGCCGAGCCCGAAAUGACAUUUUCGGAGAUUACUAUUCGUCCGUGGGACAUUGGAAUGGCAAACCAUAGACUUAGCUACGAUUUUCACGGUUGCGACUUAAUUUGGGGAUCCCCCUGGUCCAACCUUAACUGGUCGUCCAUAACAGGAAGGUGUAUGUACCCUUUAAGUUUGGCUCCACAACAGCUCCUCCGAGUGGAUUGGCCAGCGGUCUCCGCGUUGGCGCAUAAAACCAAAACAUUUCGCAGCAUACGGAGUUUCUCAGCUGGAUCAGUUGUUGUAUGGAUGUAUCUUGUACUAGCUGGUUUUGUUAUUCCUCAGUUUAGCGGUACAUGUCAAGGACGAGAGGGGCGGGUAGGAGCUCAGGCUCUCCUGACCCUAGCCAAAAGCAAUAUGGAUUGA